UCAUGAUCACGAGCUUAUGACACCAAUUUAUGCAAAUUUUAUCUAACAUUGAACAAACAUUUGUGUCGAAAACAUUGAGUAGAUAAGUUGAUUUAUGUAAAUCGUGCUAAACCAAAUAAUUACUGCGACAUGUAUGGUGUUUUAUUGGAAAGUGUUCAAUACUUUAUAGAGGUUGAAUAUGGAAAAGACGUGUGGGAAGAAAUCAGAAAACUUGCUGAGGUUAGUCAAACCAUGUUCCACACCCACCAAAUGUAUCCGGACACAAUUAUGCCAUCUCUUGCAAAGGCAGGAGCUCAAAUAACGGGUUCGUCAUAUGAUUCGUUCAUGCAUUUCUUCGGAAAAUGUUUUGUACGAUAUUAUACUAAUUUGGGGUAUGACAUUACUAUAAAGGCAACUGGCAGAUAUUUAACAGAUUUUUUAGAGAGCAUAGAUAAUAUACAUUCACAAUUUUGUUACACUUAUCCUAAGAUGCACAGCCCUUCAUUUUAUUUAUCUGCCAUCGACUCUGAAGGGUGUGUCCUCGUAUACAGAAGCAAUAGACCAGGAUUCGCUCAAUAUGUUAUGGGGCAACUUCAGCAAAUCGCGAAAGAUUUUUACGAUAUAAAUUUAAAAAUAAAAAUAAUCGAGAAAGCCACUUCAGCAAGUGGACUAAAAUCGAAAGUUAUUGUGAAUUAUAGAUUAGAUUUUGAUAACAGUGGUUAUAUGUCUCAGAAAGCCCAGCAAAUGUCCGGCCACAAUGAGUGUCGACUCAAACCAUUCGAGUGUUCGUUACUCCUGGAUCUAUUUCCAUUCGGUAUAAUGCUGAAUAAAGGAAUGCAAAUAAUAGGAGGUGGCGAAAAGUUAGUCGAAAUCUGGAAGAACUCUGAUAGCUUCCUUAAUCAACCAGUUACAAAGUACUUCAAACUACGAAGACCGAAAGGAAUUGCAUUCACAUGGAAAAAUAUUAUCCAUUUGAGAACUGCCGUGUUUGAACUGGAAUGUAAUCGUGGUUGUGGUGAUUUUACUGAUUUUGAAUGCUCCGACGACUCUAAGCAUAUUUUAUUCAAAGGGGAGAUGAAGUAUCUUAAGGAUGCGGACUCUAUAAUUUUCCUUUCCAGCCCCGUAAUAAAUGAUCUUGACGAAUUGCCUAUUCAGGGCCUGUAUCUCAACGAUUUAAAUCAACAUGGUCUCAGCAAAGAAAUGGUUCUUGCAGGAUGGCAGCAUAAUUCAAAAUUGGAAGUGAUGUUUGAUCAAGCUGAACACAAGUCUGAAGAAUUGGAAAACAGCUACGAACUACUUGACAUGUGGAAAAGAAAAAGUGACUCUCUUCUGUAUUCAAUGAUACCAAAAACUGUUGCCGACCGUUUAAGAUCUGGAAAUUCACAUUUGAGCACAUGUGAGUAUUUUGAAGGGGUCUCGAUAUUAUUUUGCGAAUUGGUCGGAUUAUCCGCUGGGUCGGUGCAGGAAACUAUGAACGUUGUAACCAUAAUGAAUACAGUAUUCUCUUGUUUUGAUGGAUUGAUGGAUGAAUGUCAAGUUUACAAGGUAGAAACAGUGGGUCAAAUAUACAUGGUUUCUAGUGGGGCACCCGAGAGAACUGACCUCCAUGCUCAAAAUAUAGCAAAUGUCGCAUUAAAAAUGAUUGACAGAGUGAAGAAAAUUAAAGGGCCCUCUGGAGAGGAUGUAGAAAUUCGAAUAGGGAUCCACUCCGGACCUGCCGUCGCUGGAGUUGUCGGACUUAAAGUGCCCAGAUACUGUUUCUUCGGUGACACGGUCAACACUGCUUCCAGAAUGCAAUCCACCAGCUUACCUGGAAAAAUCAAUAUAACCGAAGGGACCAGAGACUUAUUGCCUUCAGAAAAAUACGUCACAGAAAGUCGUGGAAUUGUAAAAGUAAAAGGAAAAGGAGAAAUGAACACUUUCUGGCUUUUGCAGAACACUGAUUUAUCUUAUUGAAUUAGCUUUAAAUGUUGUAUGGAAUUCGAUGUGAAAUAAAAACUUAUAAUUAAUAA
Molecule: messenger RNA, 1991 nt
Organism: Aethina tumida (small hive beetle)
Lineage: Eukaryota; Metazoa; Arthropoda; Insecta; Coleoptera; Nitidulidae
Product: soluble guanylate cyclase 89Db
Exons: 12
Coding region: 130-1935 (601 amino acids)
Biological process (GO): response to oxygen levels; cGMP biosynthetic process; nitric oxide-cGMP-mediated signaling
Cellular component (GO): guanylate cyclase complex, soluble
Molecular function (GO): guanylate cyclase activity; heme binding; oxygen sensor activity
Source: RefSeq, a predicted model, not a curated record